Messenger RNA from Gadus morhua (Atlantic cod), 5937 nucleotides. Its product is annotated as zinc finger protein Eos. Gene Ontology annotation, biological process: regulation of transcription by RNA polymerase II. Bases 1391 to 3142 code for a protein of 583 amino acids. Lineage: Eukaryota; Metazoa; Chordata; Actinopteri; Gadiformes; Gadidae. The transcript is spliced from 7 exons. The record is from RefSeq and is a predicted model, not a curated record. Gene Ontology annotation, cellular component: nucleus. Gene Ontology annotation, molecular function: DNA-binding transcription factor activity; RNA polymerase II cis-regulatory region sequence-specific DNA binding.
UUCCGGGUCAUGUCGUCGUCACACGGAAAAACCAAAACAAGUGGAUGACAUUUCUGACAGAAGCGGCCCGAACGGCGCCACCGGGAGAAGGUAACGAGCACGAACCACGUCGAGCCGACCCGGUCCCGGUGUCCCCCGCCUCACAGUACAUACUGGAAGCGUGUCUUCACUGCUGGUUCACUCUAUUUCAGUAAGAGCGGGCUAGCCCAAUGCUAACCAGAGCUAGCAUCAUGGGAGGGGGGCGGCUGCCAUAGCAACCGUCUGAGAAACACUGUGGCGCUUAAUGCUAGCUUAACCAGCUAGCUAGCUAGCUAGAUAAUACAUCUCCCACCUUAGUGACUCACGGUGAGCGCGGACCGCCUCGUCGCUCCUCGUCUAGCGGGCUUUAGAGACCUCAGAGCCCGCGGCCAUGCGUCGCUGCCCGGGUCGCGGCGGGCUGGAACUGAUCUGGGCUGUGAUCUGAUCAGACCCGAGCCUCACGUCACUUGUCAGAGGGCGAGAGGAGCCGCCAGACUAUCUGGUCCACCCCGACAGUCAGUCCUUUAACUGUCACGUUGCCUCCGUGUCUCAGGGUCCACCAGGCAGUGCGUGUUGUUGAGUGGGUUGAGCUCUGUGGGCUGUGAUCCAAGACCUUUUGGGGUCGCGACCGCCGGCCGAUGGACCGCUGCUAACGCGGGCUGCGGGCUGCGACCCCACAAGCAGAACGAUCAUACAUGUCCAGGUAUCAUCUGUCUGUAUGAUCUGUCUGCUUGUGGGUCGCAGCCUGCCGAUGGAGCGCUGCUAGCGUCGGAGGUAGCAGACGUUGCUGAACCUGGUUCUGUUCAGACCUCAGCGUACUGGGGCAUUAUUUGUUCGAGUUGACAUGUGGAUACCGGUUUGAUAAUUCUUGUUGGGGUGACGGAAAUGCUUUACUAUAGACUGGCAAGUUAAUCAAUCAGCUAACUCACGUGGAUUAGCAUAGUGAAGCUAGUUUGAAUCAAACGUAAUGAUAUUUGAAAGUAUAUUUUUAUGUCAAAGCAGCAAAGGGCUUUUUUACUGCUUACUCAAUCAAGUAUAUCUCAAUAUCAAAAGUGAAUGUCGUCGUGACUUUCAGGUGUCCGUUUCCCUGGGGUUAAGUCAUGGACUGGAAUUCCCUGGGGUUUAAAGUCAUGGAUUUGUAUUCCCGGUGGUUUAGAAGUCAUGGAUUUCUAUUCCCUGGGGUUUGAAAUUCAUUGAUUUGUCUAUUUCCUGUGGGUUAAAAGUUAUAAUCAUCUGCAAAUGUCUUGUUUUUCCAAAUGUGGUGCUGUUAUUUCUACAAAGAAAGCUGAGGAGGGGGUGAAGGGUCAUUGGUUGUUUAUGUGCCUAUUCACCAAUAGUAAUUCUGCUAUUUUAAUAUUUAGCUCGUUUGAGUAUGGAUGUAGAUGACUGCAAUGGCUCGUCCUAUAUAUCAGGUGCAGCAAGUGGUGAGUCUUCAGUGGAGAGGGAGUUUCCUGGGGCGCCCGGGGUUCCAUCAGCAAGCACCCCCAACAGCCAGCACACCUCUCCUAGCCGCUCGCUCAGUGCUAACUCCAUUAAGGUGGAGCUGUACAGCGACGAUGAGCCGGGCCGGGGGGGUGAGGAGGACGCGGGGGAGGACGGGGGUCCGGACCACGGGGGGGAGGGCGGAGGGGCCUACAGGGAGAUGAACCACGUGGACGCCAUGACCUCCGGAGCCACUCGACUUCCCAACGGGAAGCUCAAGUGUGACAUCUGUGGCAUGAUCUGCAUCGGACCCAACGUCCUCAUGGUGCACAAGCGCAGCCACACAGGUGAGCGACCCUUCCAGUGUAAUCAGUGCGGCGCUUCGUUCACUCAGAAGGGAAACCUCCUCCGACACAUUAAGUUGCACUCGGGAGAGAAGCCCUUUAAAUGCCCCUUCUGCAGUUAUGCCUGUCGUAGGAGAGACGCCCUCACCGGCCACCUCCGCACUCAUUCGGUGUCCUCCCCUACCGUAGGGAAGCCCUACAAGUGCAGCUACUGCGGGCGGAGCUACAAGCAGCAGAGCACCCUGGAGGAGCACCGCGAGCGCUGCCACAGCUACCUGCAGAGUCUGGAGACGCUGCACCCCGCCAGCACCCACCUCCCAGGAGAGGAGCUGAGGUUCACCCCUGACUCUGUGCUGCAGCCGCCCUCAGACCAGUUCCUCGACGGCCUCACUAGUAACUUCGCCAAGCGAAAGAGAUCAACACCACAGAGAUUUGUAGGACAGAAGCACAUGCGUCUCGACAUGGCCGACGCGCCCUACGAGCUCAGCGCUGCGUUUGAGAAGGACGGAGACCUGAACCCUGCCCACCUUGAGACGCCCCACUUCCCCGGUCUGGGGGGAGACUACGCCGCUGCCCCAGGUGGAGGAGGUGGAGGUGAUGGAGGUGGAGGAGGAGGGGAUGGAGGAGGAGGGGAUGGAGGAGGAGGAGGGCUGACGGAGCAGCCCGCGCCACCCCGCGGCCCUCCGUCGGCUCGGCCCUUGCGUUUGUCGGAGCUCCGCCCCUUGCUCAGCUCCGCGCACAGAGCCCCGCCCCCUCCGCAGGGGGCGCGGCUGGACUGUAUGGGGGGCGGAGCCGGGGUCGGCGGCCCCGGGGGACGGGAAGCGGCGGAGGGCCACGAGGACCUGCCCCCUGGCCGCAGCGGCGCGCCGUCGCCUAGCAACGGUUGCCAGGACUCCACGGACACAGAGAGCCUGCACGACGAGCCGCAACUCCUCCACCACCACCACCACCACCACAACAACCUCCACUACAGCGGCGGCCCGGGCCCCGCCCCCCCGCCGCACCACCGGGCCCGAGGGAGACCCCUCCCCGGGCACGCCAAAGACGCGGAGCGGGAGGAGGGCGCCCCCCCGGGGGGCCACGCCUUCGCCGCCGCCCAGCCCACGCCGGGCUCCCCCGCCGCCCCCUCCUCCACCUCCCGGGAGGCGCUGCGGGUGGUGGACGGGGACGGGCGCGCCGUGCGGUCGUUCCGCUGCGAGCACUGCCGCGUGCUGUUCCUGGACCACGUCAUGUUCACCAUCCACAUGGGCGCGCACGGCUUCCGCCAGCCCUUCGAGUGCAACAUCUGCGGGCACCGCAGCCAGGACCGCUACGAGUUCUCCUCCCACAUCGUCCGGGGGGAACACCUGCUGGAGUGAGGAGUCGGGGUCGGGCAGGAGGUCACCUGAUCCACCAGGAGGGCUCCUAUUGGAAGGACCCCCCCCCCCCCUGCUCCUUUUGGAGGGAACCCGCUGCUCCUAUUGGAGGAACCGCCCUGCUUUGCUCCUAUUGGAGGAACCCCGUUGCUCUGCUCCUAUUGGAGGAACCCCCUUGCUCUGCUCCUAUUGGAGGAACCCCCUGGCUGAGUUUGAUCUGCACAACGUACCCACAGAGGGAUCGGUAGUGGUCCACACUGGCCUCUGAGUCAGGACACUUGAACUAGUAGAUUCUCUAGAGAGGUGUGGCUUAAAGAGAACUCCAAGGAAGGUCACAUCAUUUUAAAUCUAAAAACAAGGUCCUAUCAUUCUUAAUGCACUUUGAACGAUGAAUAUCUCUGAAAAUGCACUUUUGAAUUAUUUUAUUAUAGUAGAUGAGUCAUCACUGCACCUUUCUAUCUUCAGAAGUGCCUUGCUCUAAAACAAUAUUUGACCCUUUGCUUUCUGAUCAACAGUAUAUGCUUGAUGUUAUUUAAUGUCUGAGAAGUUCCCCUCGUCUGCACUUUGACCGAGAUAUUGCAAAAGAAUAGCUUAAGAUGUGGUCGCGGUCCUUUUUAAAACGAGCUCACCGUACACGGUGAAGUCGACACUUGUAUUCCUUUUUCUUUUUUUUUUAAGAUAAGCUUAAGAGCACUUUCCUCCAGCUUCAUUCCUCCACUCUCUGAAGGUGGGGGCUUCUCUGUCGGGGCCAGGAGGGGUUUCGAAUGCAGACCAAACUUGGCCCGACCUGUACGAGGAAGCGGUCUGGACCUCGGUUAGGAAAGCACUUUGUUAGCUGUGGUGAGCUGUGUGUGUAGAGGAUGAAGGGACAGGGAAGAGACCCAUGUGAAGGGAAACUGAAAGGCUUUUAUUGGUGUGAAUGGUGGAUAGAAAUGUAUGAUAUAUCUAUUUUUCUGGCUUUUGUUGCACUGAUACCUGCCGGAACACAAUUAUAUGAAAAUAUUUUAUGGGAGAAUACAUUUAUGACAUGCACAUUUCACUGAAAGUCUAAGGAAAGAAGGUUAUUUUUUUCAAAGAAGAGUCAAAGCGUUUCAAAUUCCCUCUAAAGAGGACAGACACUGCCACUCACAGGAAGACGACUCGUCCAUGAAGAUGUCCUGAACCCCUCCCCUUACUUAUGAAACACAACCAAACUGUUUAUGUGGGGUGUAUUUCAGGUAGUGUACAGUUUGGACGGUGCCUUUAUGACCGGGACUCGAUUGAAGGACAUGAAACCAAAUGUCACGUCUCGACAGGUGAUCCGCCACGUUGUCGGCGACUCUGAGCGAACUCUUCUGAACCUCUGAUUGGGUUCUGCAGAGACGGGAGAGGCAGAAGUACACAGUGGGAUCUAUUCCAACUCCCUUUUUGGAGAAGUAGCGUAUGCUUAUUUGAGAUGGCCUUGAGGUGCAUUGGAUUUGAAACACGUUUGAAAUGAGUUUUGAAGUUUUCUGCCCUUUAGUUAUAACCUGGCUUUAUUAUCGUCAUAGAAUAUUAAUUGACCGCCCAUUUGAUGGAAGAAUUCACUUUAUAUUUCACAAGUAGAUGAUGUUUGAAAUGACAUCCUGUAGCGUUUGGGUUCGAUGGCGUUUCAGUGCUGUUGAGCUGCUCUGUUUUGAUUCUCCUCUCUGGAAUUUCUACCAGCGGUCUGUUUAAACUGCAAAUAGGCGUCCUUAAUAUUUUUUUAAGCAGAGGAAGUGGGCGGGGUUAAGUCGUUAAACUCAACACAUUUUUCUUGGACUUGGCCAAAGAACAUCUUCUCAUUAUGAUGUUUGUACUGAACGUGUUUCCUUUGAUGUGGGAGAGGUGGAGUCCCAUCUUUGAGUUCCAUAUACCGGUUCAACCGGUUGGUACCAUCAGUGAUUCUGUCCCCUGAUCUUGUCCAAAUAGGUGUGCAAUUCCUGCCCUGGUUGACGGUGUUAUUCAUGUUGACCUCAGUUCCUCCUGCAGGCACCGCUGAUACACAACACUGUUUUCAUCGUUUGUUUUGUCUAUCUUUAGAAAAAGAAAUCCACUUAAUUUAAGAUGGUCCCCUUUUUAAAAAAACGUUAUGCCCUAUACUAGCAGCAAGACACUGACAUGUUUUUAUAUAGUUUCACUCGUUCACUGUAUUGGUAGUGACUGAUGUAAAUUCACCCCAUGGGCGUCUCAUUCAGAUGAUUCUGCAUGCGUUUGUGUAUUACAAGGUGGAAUGUGUUCACACCCAUUGUUGUAAGAGAGCGAUCUAAAGGAAAGACCCCUGGUGUGAUGAGAGGGUGAAAUUAGUUCAGUCUGCCUUGCUUCUGUGCCUUUUGCCUUGGGAGUUCACCAUGUAAUUCUUCAAUGUUUGGUGUGCUAAACAUUUUGUUCCCCCCGUUCACAUCAGAGUGCUAAAUUAGGACAACAAUCAAUGGCUGAAGUGGGCAGAAUGGUAGACUCCACCUAUUGAGGGAGACCUCACCCAGCGGUAAAUCACUGCCGCCGUUGAGCUCUGAUACAGCCGCUGGUCACCUGACACACUCGUAUCAGUGCCUAGUUCCCCACGCUUAAGAAGUUUACCUGUUUGUGAUCUGAUGCUGAAUCGUGUCCAUCUCCUGUUCCUGCAACGCCCGAAACUGCUUCUUAAUAUCAGCACUGUAAAUACUCUCUGAUCGCUUUAAGUAACUGCAGAGCCUUUUUAAAUGUAUCCAACGUAUGCAAGUACUUGUUUCAAUCUUAAAACUACUGUCGGUUUUGUACUGUAAGCAGAGUCUAUUAAAAAUAAAAUAUUUGACAAACUA